AUGUCAGGACUCAUCCGCAGAUUGAUUAUUUUCGCAACCGCCGAUGGCUUAGUCCUUCAUGCUCAUGGCAGUUCGGAUCAGCAGAGAGCGCUGUUAAUUGACUAUGGCGCGAAGCGUAUCUCUGAUCAGGUCAGAACACCAAAUCUUCAUGGCCAGCCUGGUGCACGUCUUGAAGCUUUUGGACUGAUAGGUGACUGUGACAGCUACGGAUUUAUCGAUAUCGCAAAUCUUACAUACCUCAUCGCGAUCACGAAGAGACAGGAAGUGGCCAAGAUUUUCGGCAAACCGGUGUACCUGGUCACAGAUGUUGCAGUUCUUCCCCUGUCGUCUCAGCAAGACGCGGAGCAGGCUAUCAAAGCUCUAACCGACAGCUCCGAGAAUAUCUCAGAUGAUUCUGACAGUGACGCAAGCGAUGGCGUGGAAAGGACCAGCAAUCGAGCAUCUUUAGAAGGUUCAUCUACUACUCCGGCGGACGAUGUUCGACCACAACCGAGCGGAAGGACGAGCACUACUAAAGUCGCGGAGGACGUAGCGACCAGGAAUGUCUCUUUCGGCAGAUUCGCUUCUCAAUGGUUUUCUCGUCAAAAUCGGUCUACGUCCACGCCUCCAUUUCCUCAGCCAGAUACUGCAUCAAAUGAACCGAAGCCGGCCGAGAGCGAUGACAACAUUGUCGAAGACGUAGAAAGAGCCGCUCAGUCCAAAGAUCAAGCUAAAGAGGAGGAUCGAGCGCCACUGGCUAAAGUAUCCAAUGUCAACGCAACAGCAACUCUGAGUCUACUGCCACGUAUAUUGAAGACAAUCAAGAUGAUCUUUACCUCCGGCAGCUAUUUCUUCUCCUACGAUGUUGAUCUGACUCGACGGCUCCAGGACCUUGACUCGAUAAACCAACCACUAACUUUCAGCAAGCUUAAUUCUGUGUAUUUCUGGAAUCGUGCUCUUGGGGCAAGAUUGCUUGAGAGCAACUUUAGCAACUAUCUCACGCCCAUUCUGCAAGGCUUUGUUGGUCAACGUGCAUUCGUGUUGCAGAAACCAUCAGCGUCUGAACCGGAAAAGGCGAAAAUCAAAGAAGUAGUGGAAGACGCUAACGAGCUCACAAAUACGGUUGAGAACAAGCAAAACCAACAAUCUUUCUUGUUAACCUUGAUUUCAAGAAGGUCUACCAAGAGAUCGGGCUUUCGCUAUCUCAGGAGAGGCAUAGACGAUGAUGGCAAUGUUGCAAAUUUCGCUGAAACAGAACAGAUACUGUCUGCGGCUGAUUGGAAUUUGGACAUUCCCAUACGAAGCUUUGUGCAAGUUCGGGGUUCAAUUCCCCUAUAUUUCUCACAAUCACCAUAUUCCUUCAAGCCUGCCGUAGAAUUCCGCAAUUCAGCACAGGUGAAUCAAAAAGCCUACAACAAGCACUUUCAGAUGCUCAAGAACAAGUAUGGAGCAAUACAGAUUGCGGUACUUGUGGACCGCCACGGUAACGAGAAGUCUAUAGGUGAAGCCUUCGAAAGAUUGUAUACAUCGGCAAAGGACGACCGACAAGCAGAGAACAUUAAUUUCGAAUGGUUCGACUUUCAUUCUGAGUGUCGUGGCAUGAAGUUUGAGAACGUCUCCCACCUUGUUGCUAAGUUUGACGAUUUUCUGGAAUCAUCUUCCGAAACUGUUCUAGAAAAUGGUAAAAUCACAACACGACAGUCUGGUGUUAUCAGGACAAAUUGUAUGGAUUGUUUGGACCGGACGAAUGUAGCACAAUCUGCUUUUGGACAACAGAAAUUGCAACAAGCUUUAGAAAGAGCAGGUUUCUCCAUCGAUUUCGUUACCGAUCCAAGCACGAAUUGGUUCAACACACUGUGGGCUGACAACGGAGAUGCAAUAUCAAGACUAUAUGCGUCGACUGCGGCACUGAAAGGAGACUUCACUCGAACAAGAAAGAGGAACUGGCGUGGCGCGAUGAACGACUUCGGAUUGACGAUAAGCAGAUACUACAGCAACAUGGUCAAUGACUACUUCUCUCAGACCGUCCUUGAUGUUCUUCUUGGCAAUAUCACCUGGAAAGUGUUCGAAGACUUUGAAAGCAAGAUGAUGAGUGCUGAUCCUGGUAUAUCAGUAGGAUCCGCUCGAGAAGCAGCAAUUGAUACAUGUACCAAGAUCGUCAUUCAAGAUCCAGACAAGGAAGACAUUAUCCAUGCAUGGACGAUGCUGGUACCAAACCAAGAGAACACUCUCCGUACAUUACCUUUAGAAGAGGCAAUUGUGCUACUAACAGAUAAAGCGAUAUACUGCUGUAAAAUGGACUGGAGCACAGAAAAGUUAGCACGGUACGAGAAGGUGGAUCUCCGAAACGUCAGUAGCAUCAAGAUCGGCGUUUAUGUAACCAGUACCUUCACGAAGGCACAGAUGGAUGAGGAGUUGAACCAAGGACUUGUGAUUCAUUACACAGCCGGAAAAGGGGAUACGAUCCGGGUCAACACUCGAUCUCUACAAAAUUACCAUGUGCCUGAUCCAGGCGAAGGGCAGGGUGUUGAUGGUGGUACAGGAAUUCUGUCAUGGGUUGCCUCAUCUGUCUCCAAAUCGUCAGCUGCUCAGGAACGAAUGAUGGCAUUAAAGGUUGUGCCACCUAGCGACGAGGACGUCUUACAGAGAGCAAAGACUGGAGGAUCCCGGCAAAUCGCUGAGAGUGUUGCUGAUGAGGUCAGAAGGGCUAUCACUGGAUCGACGGAUCACGGCGAACAGAGAGGCAGCGAACUGAUCGAAAAGAGCGACAUUAUCAGUGUUGCCGAAGCCAAGAGAAGAACAGGCUACCUUGAACAGGUCAGUCAUUCUUUGAGAAAACUUGUAUGGGCUUGA
This is a messenger RNA of Lithohypha guttulata, 2832 nucleotides long. RefSeq lists its product as uncharacterized. Lineage: Eukaryota; Fungi; Ascomycota; Eurotiomycetes; Chaetothyriales; Trichomeriaceae. The transcript is spliced from 3 exons. Gene Ontology annotation, molecular function: phosphatidylinositol-4-phosphate phosphatase activity. Gene Ontology annotation, biological process: phosphatidylinositol dephosphorylation. Gene Ontology annotation, cellular component: endoplasmic reticulum. Bases 1 to 2832 code for a protein of 943 amino acids. The record is from RefSeq and is a predicted model, not a curated record.